UGAAUCUGAGAAACUGCGCAGCAAUGGUCAACCCCGAGAAAUAGAGCAGCAACGGUCGUUGUCAUCCUCAUCAUCCAUUCGCCGCUCUUGUGUACUCUUCCCUCACUGCCGCCGGAGAGAGAGAAGGCGAGGCCGUCUGGAUUGGAGCACCAUGGCCGGCUCUGAUCUCCCUCAUACAGGAUUGGCAAUCGUGAUCAUGGGAGUCAGCGGCUGCGGCAAAUCGACCGUCGCGGCGAUGCUCGCUGCAGCCCUGGGCUGCAACUUCGUCGAGGCAGACGAUUACCACUCCCAGGCGAACAAAGCAAAGAUGAGCAAGGGCAUCCCACUCACCGACGCCGACCGCGUCCCGUGGCUGGAGUCGCUCCGGGACGCCAUCAGGGAGCUGCUGGACCGCGGCGAGGACGUCGCCGUCAGCUGCUCGGCACUGCAGCUGAAGUACAGGGAGAUCCUGAGGGAAGGAGACAGCAACUACAAGGCAGGGUGCUAUGGAACCUGCAGGGUGAAGUUUGUCUGUCUGGAGGCCUCAGCGGAGUUGAUCGCUGAUAGGGUGAGGAGGAGGGCGAAGGAAGCAGGGCACUUCAUGCCUGCGAGCCUGGUGCAAAGCCAGCUUGAUCUGCUGAAGAUAGACGAAAACGAGGGGAUCACUGUUGUCGACGCCACACUGCGUCCCGAAACCAUUGUCAAAGCCACCAUUGCUCAGUACAAGGAGGAGCUGGCAUUGACAGCGUCACUGAUGGCUUAGCAUUCUAGCUGCAUUGCUUCUUAUUUCUGAAUCAGUUUCAUCUCUGUAUACUGGACAAAUUUCCAGUCCGCAUCCAUGAUCCCAUCCAUCAUGUACAACUUGAAGACUUGCAAAUAAGCAAGAUAUGAAUGUCAACAUUACCCAGUUCAUUUAAAAUCAAA
Messenger RNA from Lolium perenne, 903 nucleotides. Its product is annotated as gluconokinase. The record is from RefSeq and is a predicted model, not a curated record. Gene Ontology annotation, cellular component: cytoplasm. NCBI's taxonomy places the organism in Eukaryota, Viridiplantae, Streptophyta, Magnoliopsida, Poales, Poaceae. Gene Ontology annotation, molecular function: gluconokinase activity.